GAGGACAGUGACCCUCCAGUGAAUGAAAGUUUAAGCAUAGAAAACACCCUAUGGGCCAGCACAGUGAUUGCAUCAGGUACUGUUGUGGGAGUUGUCCUCUACACUGGAAGGGAACUGCGCAGUGUGAUGAAUACUUCAAACCCAAGAAGUAAGAUUGGUCUUUUUGAUUUGGAAGUGAACUGUCUUACCAAGAUCCUAUUUGGAGCUCUUGUGGUGGUCUCACUUGUCAUGGUGGCCCUUCAGCAUUUCGCUGGCCGUUGGUAUCUUCAGAUCAUCAGAUUUCUCCUUCUGUUUUCAAACAUCAUUCCCAUUAGUUUACGUGUGAAUCUGGACAUGGGGAAAAUUGUCUACAGCUGGGUGAUCCGCAGAGAUUCCAAAAUCCCUGGGACUGUGGUUCGGUCCAGCACCAUUCCUGAGCAGCUGGGGAGGAUAUCCUAUCUGCUUACUGACAAAACAGGAACUCUUACACAGAAUGAGAUGGUCUUCAAGCGACUUCACCUGGGAACGGUAGCUUAUGGUCUGGACUCCAUGGAUGAAGUGCAGAGUCAUAUAUUCAGUAUAUACACACAGCAAUCUCAGGACACACCUGCUGUGAAGGGCCUCACCUUAGCCACGAAGGUGCGCAAGAGCAUGAGCAGCCGUGUACACGAGGCUGUGAAGGCGAUCGCCCUCUGCCACAACGUCACCCCAGUGUACGAGUCCAACGGCGUGACCGACCAGGCUGAGGCCGAGAGACACUAUGAGGACUCCUGCAGAGUGUACCAGGCCUCCAGUCCUGAUGAGGUGGCCCUGGUACAGUGGACCGAGAGCGUGGGCUUAACGCUGGUGGGCAGAGACCAGUCCUCCGUGCAGCUGAGGACACCGGGUGGCCACAUCCUGAACUUCACCAUCCUCCAGAUCUUCCCCUUCACUUACGAGAGCAAGCGCAUGGGGAUAAUCGUUCGGGAUGAAUCAACAGGAGAGAUCACCUUCUACAUGAAGGGGGCUGAUGUGGUGAUGGCUGGGAUUGUGCAGUACAACGACUGGCUGGAAGAGGAGUGUGGUAACAUGGCUCGCGAGGGCCUGAGGGUCCUUGUUGUAGCCAAGAAAUCUCUUACAGAAGAGCAGUAUCAAGACUUUGAAGCACGCUACGUCCAGGCCAAGCUGAGUGUGCACGACCGCUCCCUGAAGGUAGCCACAGUUAUUGAGAGCCUGGAAAUGGAGAUGGAGCUGCUGUGUCUCACCGGCGUGGAGGAUCAGCUGCAGACAGACGUCAGACCCACUCUGGAGACGCUGAGAAAUGCUGGCAUUAAGGUGUGGAUGCUGACAGGGGAUAAGUUAGAGACAGCCACGUGUACAGCCAAGAAUGCGCAUUUGGUGACACGGACACAGGACAUCCAUAUAUUCAGACUAGUGACUAACCGUGGAGAAGCCCACCUAGAGCUGAACGCCUUCCGCCGGAAACACGACUGUGCCCUUGUUAUUUCUGGUGACUCCCUGGAGGUGUGUCUAAAAUACUAUGAGUAUGAGUUCAUGGAGCUGGCUUGCCAGUGCCCUGCUGUUGUGUGCUGCAGAUGUGCUCCAACACAGAAGGCCCAGAUCGUGCGAUUGCUCCAGGAAAGGACUGGCAAACUCACCUGUGCAGUAGGUGAUGGAGGGAAUGACGUUAGCAUGAUUCAGGAAGCUGACUGUGGUGUUGGAGUUGAAGGAAAGGAAGGAAAACAGGCAUCACUUGCAGCUGAUUUCUCUAUCACUCAGUUUAAACAUUUGGGUCGUUUACUAAUGGUGCAUGGAAGGAACAGUUACAAACGAUCUGCAGCUCUCAGUCAGUUUGUAAUCCACAGGAGCCUGUGCAUCAGUACAAUGCAGGCUGUUUUCUCAUCAGUAUUUUACUUUGCUUCAGUUCCUCUCUACCAAGGCUUUCUCAUCAUUGGGUACUCCACAAUUUACACAAUGUUUCCAGUGUUUUCUCUAGUCCUGGACAAGGAUGUUAAAUCUGAAGUUGCAAUGUUGUACCCAGAGCUCUACAAAGAUCUUCUUAAGGGACGACCGUUAUCAUACAAAACAUUUUUAAUAUGGGUCUUAAUAAGCAUCUAUCAAGGUAGCAUCAUCAUGUAUGGAGCACUCCUCCUCUUUGAAUCUGAAUUUGUCCACAUUGUUGCCAUUUCCUUCACGUCCUUGAUUCUCACUGAGUUACUGAUGGUGGCAUUAACUAUCCAGACAUGGCACUGGCUCAUGAUAGUGGCUGAGCUGCUGAGUCUCUCCUGCUACAUAGCUUCUCUGGUCUUCUUACAUGAGUUUAUUGAUGUUUACUUCAUUGCAACUCUGUCAUUUUUGUGGAAGGUUACCGUCAUCACUCUGGUGAGCUGCCUUCCCCUCUACGUCCUGAAGUACCUGAGACGAAGAUUUUCUCCCCCAAGCUAUUCGAAGCUCACGUCGUAG
Messenger RNA from Merops nubicus (carmine bee-eater), 2421 nucleotides. RefSeq names its product ATPase, class II, type 9A (gene ATP9A). NCBI's taxonomy places the organism in Eukaryota, Metazoa, Chordata, Aves, Coraciiformes, Meropidae. The annotation marks the transcript as partial. Gene Ontology annotation, molecular function: magnesium ion binding; ATP binding; ATP hydrolysis activity. The transcript is spliced from 20 exons. The record is from RefSeq and is a predicted model, not a curated record. Gene Ontology annotation, cellular component: trans-Golgi network; endosome; plasma membrane. Gene Ontology annotation, biological process: endocytosis; retrograde vesicle-mediated transport, Golgi to endoplasmic reticulum; phospholipid translocation.